AAAGUAGCAUUAUAAACGUUUCAAAAGUGUAAAUUAUAAAAUCUGAAUUACUGAUUUUACAUUUUGAUUAAUGUCAAUUUGGAUCAGAUUGAAUUUCGUUUUUCUACGACGAGUCAACACAGUGAAUUUAUUUUAUUGAAAGAACUACAACAAUCUCAGUGCUUAUAUUAUUCAAUUAUCAAUCUAAAAUAUAUCGAUAUUAUAGUUGAAUUGAUUUCCAUUACAUCGAAAUUUGUUUUCCUUUUACGAAUCAAUCAAGUGAACCUUUUUUCUUAUUUUAAUAAAUUUCGAAGAAAACCGCUGGUAACUUUCUGAAACAAAGCAUAACUGGUCAAAACAUUAUUGAUUCUUUUCAAAAUUUUACCAUGAUUGGAUUGAAGGAAUUAAUUGUGUUAUUUCUGUUUAUAAGUACCGCAAUUGUUGAGCCUUCAACAAUUGUAGCGGAUGGCGUCGAGUUUACAAUUAUAAAUGGAAGGAAAGUUUCCAUUGAAAGCAACCCGUGGCGGGUAUUGAAUUAUAUUUGUGGAUUUGUUCACAAAACACAAAAGUAGCGAUAAACUACAUGAAAGUACCAUUAGUCGACCAUGAUUUUCGUGGUGGUGGAGUAAUAAUAGGACAAAAGUGGAUUCUAUCAGCCGCUCAUAUAUUCGAUGAUAUUAAUUUCUUCAACGAUUGGAAGUUUUGCUUCUUCGUUCGCAUGGGUACACCUGAAGCUACGUUGUGGGGAUCAAAGUACAAUAUUGAUACCAUUGAAUUACAUAAAGGAUACGUCAAAGAUACAAAUAAGGAUGACAUCGCCAUAUUAAAGUUGUCAAGCGAAAUUGAUUACAGCGCUUCUACUAAACCAAUAAAAAUGGCCACUUCAGCUUACAAGAUUCCCUUGGGCAUUUUAGUUUCCACAAGUGGAUUUGGACAAACUUGUUUUGAUUGUGAUAAUUCUCCUGAUUUGUUAGAGACAGAGAUGACCACCAUAGCAUGUAAACCGCAGGACAUAACUAAGAUUUGUACGAAAGAUCCAAUUCAUGAAUCAACUAGGAGAUUCCGGUGGACCUCUCGUUCUUAAACAUUAUGAAAAGGAACCAAUAUUAUUAGGAACAGUAGUUUCUGGCGAUAAAUGCAAAGUAAAUGAAUCGUCUUCAUUUACAUCUUUACCAUACUAUCGAGAUUGGAUAUAUGAUGUGACUGGAAUUUAAGGCGUUUGACAUAAAUCUUGAUUUCUCAUUUUCGCAUUUUUUUCUAGCAAAUUAACAAUUAAGGAAUUAUUAUUAAAUAAUUCUUUAAGGAAUUUGUUAAAUAAAACGAACCAAAUUGUUAAUUUGCUAGAAAAAACGCGAAAAUGAGAAAUCAAGACUUAUGCACAUAUUUAUAAACAUAAAGCUACAAGUUAAGAAAAUUUCCAAUGUAAAGUCAGUUGGCCAAGGUCAUAUAGACUGUUAUAGAAUUCCAAUCAAUUACUGUAGUAAAUCAAUGCAAAAUUUAAUCAA
Molecule: messenger RNA, 1484 nt
Organism: Contarinia nasturtii (swede midge)
Lineage: Eukaryota; Metazoa; Arthropoda; Insecta; Diptera; Cecidomyiidae
Product: trypsin-6-like
Exons: 3
Coding region: 563-1063 (166 amino acids)
Biological process (GO): proteolysis
Molecular function (GO): serine-type endopeptidase activity
Source: RefSeq, a predicted model, not a curated record